UUCCUAACUAAAUGCAGUUAACCUCACAAUUUUACACAUUUUUUAACAAAACAAUAAAUUAAUCACAAAAAUGGAUAUUCAAUAUCGUGUAAUUGUCGAACAAAUAUUUAAUAAUUGGUCUGCGCUACGACUUGCUGUGGAACAUGAUAUGGGAGGCCCCAACAGUCGUGAGGUUGUCACUCAAUGCGUCGACUAUAUCACUCAAUUCUGUUUAAGUGAGCCCAAUAUACAAGUAAGCGAUAUUCGAGAGGCUCUCGAAGAUAUAAUGGACGAAGAAUUUGACACAAUAUGCGAAGACAAUUCACCAAUGGAGAUUGCUAAUCUGCUCCAUCGUUUUCUACUGCUUUUGAAAGAAGGUAAUUUGGCUCAAUGCGAACAGGAAUAUCGAGAUUUACCAACGUGCAAGGUGUGGUUUUCUACUCAGGCACAGGCUCCGGCACAUGCACCUUCAACCUCACAAUCGCCAGUAGCCGAGACCCAAGCAACACCAAUGGAACAGGACUCCGAGUGGACUGAAGUUAAAACUCGUCGAAAAAAAUAGCAUUACUUCAAACAAUUUUUAUUGUUAGUUAACAUCUUCUGGAGUAAUAGAAAUAUUAAGAGAUUUUCCAGAUCUAA
This is a messenger RNA of Photinus pyralis (common eastern firefly), 618 nucleotides long. RefSeq names its product pre-rRNA-processing protein TSR2 homolog. Gene Ontology annotation, cellular component: nucleus. The transcript is spliced from 3 exons. The record is from RefSeq and is a predicted model, not a curated record. Gene Ontology annotation, biological process: maturation of SSU-rRNA from tricistronic rRNA transcript (SSU-rRNA, 5.8S rRNA, LSU-rRNA). Lineage: Eukaryota; Metazoa; Arthropoda; Insecta; Coleoptera; Lampyridae. The coding region runs from base 71 to 541 and encodes 156 amino acids.